Fusarium keratoplasticum is the source of this 1623-nucleotide messenger RNA. RefSeq lists its product as uncharacterized. Bases 1 to 1623 code for a protein of 540 amino acids. The transcript has 3 exons. The record is from RefSeq and is a predicted model, not a curated record. Lineage: Eukaryota; Fungi; Ascomycota; Sordariomycetes; Hypocreales; Nectriaceae. Gene Ontology annotation, molecular function: monooxygenase activity; heme binding; oxidoreductase activity, acting on paired donors, with incorporation or reduction of molecular oxygen.
AUGGCCCUCUCCAGCUACCUGAAGCAGACCGACGUAUCCAGAGAUUCUCUUUAUCUCUAUGGUCUGCUAGCCCUACUGGCAUCCCUUCUCAUCUGGCUCGCAGCAGACUAUGUACGCAUUCUUCGUCUGAGGCGGAAGAUGCCACCGGGACCCUUUCCGCUGCCUCUGGUAGGCAACUUCUUCCAGCUUCCAAAGCGCCAACCAUGGAUCGAGUGGGAGGCAUGGUCGGAUACCUACAAGAGCUCCAUGAUCACAAUCUGGAACGGCCGUCGACCUGUCAUCAUCUGCAAUGACAUCUGGUCAAUCUCAGAGUUGCUGGACAAGCGUGCGGCCAUCUACUCUUCCAGGCCACAUCAUGUCGUCAUGGGUGACAUGAUGAACAUGUCGGAGACGAACCAGGUCUGCCAGAAAUACGGUGAUGCAUGGAGGCUUCACAGACGCCUCAUGCAUACCAUUGUCGGGUCCCAAUCAGUGCGAAACUAUCGCUCCCAUCAGUCCAACGAGUCCAAGGUGUUGCUUCGAGACCUACUUCUCAGCCCAGACGACUUUGACAUGUCCAUCGAGCGAUACUCGUGCUCAGUCGUUUCCAUCCUCGGAUGGGGUCGUCGCAUCGAUCGCAUGAACGACGCGGUUGCACAGGUAGCUCUGAGCUUCAUGGAGGGCGUAAACUUUGUCGUCCCCGGCCUCUACAUCAUGGAAGCAGUUCCCUGGCUCGCCAAGCUGCCAGGGUGGCUGUACCCUCUGCCUUCCAUCAUCCUCAAGAACUCCAAGCAUAUGCAGAGGUACUUUGCAGCCUUAGCCAAGGAGGCAGCUGCCAACUCCACCCAGAACAACUUCUCAAAGAGUCUGCUGGAUGCUCAACGGGAGCAUGGCAUCACCGACGAGGACAUCAGCUCUCUCACAGCCAACAUGAUCGGCGGUGGCGUUGAUACCACUACAAGCUCCACGCUAACCCUGAUUCUGGCCAUGUGUGUGUUUCCCGAAGUGCAGCGCAAAGCGCAAGAGGAGCUAGAUCGCGUCGUGGGCCAAGACCGCUACCCCGAAUGGGCGGAUGAGGAGCACCUACCUUAUAUCCGUGCUGUGGUGAGCGAGACGCUCCGCUGGCGUACUGUCACCAUUCUCGGCGGCAUCCCCCACGCGCCCAUCCGCGAUGAUGAAUACAACGGCUACUUCAUUCCAAAGGACACCGCCAUCACUGGCAACCUGUGGGCUAUACACAGAAACCCGCGGGAGUUCCCAGAGCCAGACGUCUUCAGACCAGAGAGGUUCCUCGAUGGGCUAGAGAGGCCAUAUCCUAACAAGAAGGGACACAAUGCCUUUGGGUGGGGACGGCGCCAGUGCAGCGGCCAGCCGCUGGCCGAGCAGGGACUGUUCAUUACCAUUGCCCGCAUGAUUUGGGCAUUCAAUAUGCAACCUGGCUUGGACGAGAACAAUCGACCAGCGAAGCUCGACAUCUUUGCCUACUCGGACUGUGAGAAUAUGCGCCCUGAGAAGUUCAAGGCCCGCUUCACCCCGAGAACGCAACAAAUCAAGGACUUGAUCCUUCGCGAGGCUGCUGAAGCACGAGAGCUGUUGAGGCCGCUUGAUGGCGAGACAGCAAUAACCAUGGCGAGCGUUGCCUGA